Messenger RNA from Colossoma macropomum (tambaqui), 1496 nucleotides. RefSeq names its product phospholipase B1, membrane-associated-like. Lineage: Eukaryota; Metazoa; Chordata; Actinopteri; Characiformes; Serrasalmidae. The record is from RefSeq and is a predicted model, not a curated record. Gene Ontology annotation, molecular function: phosphatidylcholine lysophospholipase A1 activity; retinyl-palmitate esterase activity; A2-type glycerophospholipase activity. Gene Ontology annotation, biological process: phospholipid metabolic process. Bases 242 to 1324 code for a protein of 360 amino acids. Gene Ontology annotation, cellular component: brush border membrane. The transcript has 16 exons.
GUCUCUGAAGAGCACACUGAGACUCCAUGCAGAUAGUUAUACUUGACGCAGAGGAUCAGAAAUCAUGAAGUUUUUCAUACUGGCCGUCACCACACAUGUUCUCCUGUGCUGUGUAAAUGGAGACUGGUGGAAUGAAUAUGAAGAGGCCUUAAAACACUACAGUCAGGAAGAGCUCAGUUAGGAGCAACCAGGAAAAAUUCAGCCCCAGAGCUUCCAGCACCCUCCAUUCCAAUGUCCAGACAUGAGCCCCUCCCCCACCGUGCCCACCUCAGUGGAGCGAGUGAAAGCAGCGGACAUCAAAGUCAUCGCAGCUUUGGGAGAUUCUCUGACUACUGCCAUUGCGGCCAAUGCUUCUAACCUCCUGGGAGUGCCAUUUGAGUAUCGUCACGUAUCAUGGAGUAUUGGGGGUCAUGGAACAUAUCAGGAUGUUAUCACUCUUGCCAACAUUGUGAAACUUUUUAACCCGGAUGUCCUGGGCCCGGCCCCGGUGCGGACCUUACACAACUACCCCACAACUCUUAACGAGACUGGUUUCAAUUUAGCCGUCACUGGACACAACACAGUAAAUUUCUCUGAACAGGCCAGAAACUUGAUCGACACCUUCAAGACCUACCCAGGUUUGAAUUUUGAAGAGGACUGGAAGUUGGUGACUAUCUUAAUUGGAAUGAAUGACAUCUGUGAUUAUUGUAAAGACAAAACAAUAUUUUCCCCUGACAGCUUUAUCUACUACCUCACCGAGUCUCUAGAGAUGAUGAUGAACGAGGUUCCUCGAAUGAUCGUGAACGUGGUGCAGAUCCUUACCAUGAAGCCUCUGAGAGAAGUGAAGAAGCCAAACCUGGGCUGCAUACUUCAAAAAAGUUUCUGUUCUUGUUUGGUCUUGCCUGACGAGAACUCAACUGAACUGGCAGAGCUGGCUGAAGUCAACCAGCAAUUCCAGAGGAAGCUGGAGGAGCUCUUGGACAGUGACCAUUUCUUCAAAGAGGAUUUCGCAGUGGUCCUUCAGCCAUAUCUGACCCACGCCAAGCCACCCAGACUAGCGAACGGCACAAUCGACCUGAGUUUCUUCACUCCAGACUGCUUCCACUUCACCAUCAAGGGUCAUGAGGAACUUGCCAAGGGUCUCUGGAACAACAUGUUUCAGCCUGCUGAUGGGAAGCAGAUGAUCGAUAGUUUCUCAGAUCCAGUAGAACUCAUCUGUCCAUCAGAGGAGCACCCUUACAUCUACACCAGGCCCAAAGCUCUGUCCUCUGCAAACUCUCUGCAAAUCACCUGGACUCUUAUGACCCUCACAGGCCUCCUUACUGUCUGGACGAGUGUACAUUAAGCACCUUCUCAUUCCCUCCUUCAGCUUCAAUACUGUUUAUAGCAUGCACAGAAAAAAAUAAUGCAAAUAUAUUACAUUGGUUUUGGCAGUAAUUAUGUAGAUGUAGUAUAUUUUAUUCAUGUGGAAAUGACGUGCACAUUUAAAUUGAGUAAAUUUAAUACAUCACCUCAUU